AAAACGAUAUUGGAUAUAUUGGAUAUUGGAAUAUAUUGGAACUCAUUAACUUCAAGGUCCUCAAAGCGGCUAUCUUGAAGCUAACUUUACUUAUUUGGUUGGGUCACGUAUUCGUCUUACUGACACCAUGUCACCUCUACAUGAGUUCAUCCAAAAUUUCAAAAAGGUCCCACAUACCAUGAAAGAAAUGUUUUCUGCCAAUCCAAAAAGAUUUUCUGAAUUCAGUCAGGUUUUCACUCUUCCGGGUGGAACAAUUCUCCUUGACUAUUCAAAGAAUUUGAUUGAUACCAAUACUUUUAACCAGUUAAUUCAAUUGGCCAAGGAUAGUAAUGUAGAAAAAAUGCGGGAUGAUAUGAUGGAGGGGAAGAAAAUCAAUUUUACCGAGGAUAGAUCCGUUCUGCACAUUGCUUUACGAAAUCGCUCAAAUGUGCCAAUCAUGGUUGAUGGAAAAGACGUUAUGCCGGGAGUAAAUGCGGUCCUCGACCAUAUGUCCAAAUUUUGCAACUCUGUCAGAUCUGGCGAAUGGAAAGGAUACACAGGCAAGCCGAUUAAGGAUGUUGUCAACAUUGGUAUUGGAGGCUCAGAUCUAGGUCCCGUUAUGGUUACUGAAUGUUUAAGACCUUACGCUUCACAUAUCCGAGUACACUUUGUUUCAAACAUAGAUGGGACGCAUAUUGCAGAAACGUUGAAAAAAUUGGAUCCGGAGACAGCCUUGUUUAUCAUUGCCUCCAAGACUUUCACUACUAUUGAAACGAUGACGAAUGCCAAUUCUGCCAAACAGUGGUUCUUGGAACAUGCUAAAGAUGUAUCCCAUGUCGCCAAACAUUUUGUCGCCUUGUCGACUAAUACCAAAGACGUCCGAGCGUUCGGCAUAGCACCAGAAAAUAUGUUCGAGUUUUGGGAUUGGGUUGGCGGUCGUUACUCCUUAUGGUCAGCAAUCGGUCUGUCAAUAGCGCUUUACGUAGGCAUGGACAAUUUCAUUAAAUUGUUAGAAGGUGCACAUGCAAUGGAUAAACACUUUAAAGAAACGCCAUUGCAUAAAAAUAUUCCUGUCAUUCUAGCUGUAUUAGGCGUUCUCUACAUUAAUAUAUACGGUGCAGAGACUCAAGCAAUUCUACCCUAUGAUCAGUAUAUGUCACGUUUUCCUGCAUAUUUUCAACAAGGUGAUAUGGAAUCGAAUGGAAAAUUUGUUACACGGGAUUCUAAACAAGUGGAUUAUGCCACUGGACCUAUUGUAUGGGGUGAACCUGGGACAAAUGGUCAGCAUGCAUUCUAUCAACUUAUUCAUCAAGGCACUCGAAUUAUCCCUUGUGACUUUUUGAUACCAGUUGAUACGCAUAAUCCAGUACAGAAAGGAUUACAUCAUGAGAUACUGUUAUCAAACUUUUUGGCACAAACUGAAGCUUUAAUGGCUGGUAAAACUAAAGAGGAGGUUCAUAAAGAAUUAUUUGCCGCCGGUGUUACUGGUGAUAAACUUGAAUCACUUUCACUGCAUAAAAGUUUCAAAGGAAAUCGUCCAUCGAAUUCUAUUGUAUUUAGUAAAUUAACACCUGAAUUAUUGGGUGCAUUGAUUGCUAUGUAUGAGCAUAAAAUAUUUGUACAAGGAAUUAUAUGGAAUAUUAACUCAUUCGAUCAAUGGGGUGUGGAGUUGGGUAAAGUGUUGGCCAAACGUAUUCAGCCUGAGUUAACAUCAAACGAGACAAUCAGUAGUCAUGAUUCGUCAACAAAUGGAUUAAUCGCAUUCAUAAAGAACCAUCGGAAGUGAAAUAUGGACUGUUUGAUGAUGGUGAUAGUGCUUACAAAUCAAUCAGUCUUUUGUUUCUAUCUUGAUAAUCUCUGCUGGACUAUAUAUUUACCAACUUAUUUCUCUGAAUGUGUGCGUGCGUGCAUGCGUAUGUGUGUGUGUGUGAGGUUCUCUCACUUAUACUAUUAUUAUUAUUAUUAUUAUUAUUAUUAAUGCUUCCCUUUUCUUCUCCUCUCUGCUCAAAUCUUUCGUCACCAUGACACCAUGACUCACAUACACACACAAUCUUUAUUAUAAUGACACCACACCACCAAUGAAGAAUCAUAAAUACUUGAAACUGGCCUAAUUUCUAGUCCCUUGUCUAAUUCUUUUACUUCACUUAUUAAAAUAAAACAAUAAAGUAGUGAGUGAGUUAAUUAAUUAAUUCAAAAAAACAAAACUAUUUUUUAGUGAAUAUAGUUAAUUUAUUUAUUUAUUCAUGUGUGUUGUUUUUCCGUUACUCACAAGUAAUACAUAUAUACGUAUGUGUAUAUUC
Trichobilharzia regenti is the source of this 2279-nucleotide messenger RNA. Lineage: Eukaryota; Metazoa; Platyhelminthes; Trematoda; Strigeidida; Schistosomatidae. The record is from the annotation of a GenBank genome assembly.